Phytophthora sojae is the source of this 2715-nucleotide messenger RNA. RefSeq lists its product as hypothetical. Gene Ontology annotation, molecular function: peptide binding; zinc ion binding; metalloaminopeptidase activity. The record is from RefSeq and is a predicted model, not a curated record. The transcript has 2 exons. Gene Ontology annotation, cellular component: cytoplasm. Lineage: Eukaryota; Oomycota; Peronosporomycetes; Peronosporales; Peronosporaceae. Bases 1 to 2715 code for a protein of 904 amino acids. Gene Ontology annotation, biological process: peptide catabolic process; proteolysis.
AUGGCGGCCAAGCCGGAGGUGUUCAAGCGUCUGCCGUCGUGCGUCGUGCCCGAGAAGUACCACGUGGACUACGAGCUCAUCGACCUGCUCAACUUCCGCUUCGAAGGCUCGGAGCGCGUGGAGCUGCGCGUGGCCUCGGCCACGCGCGUCGUGACCUGCCACGCCGUGGAGCUGCACGUGUUCGACGUGUCGGUGGAGGACGCGGCGUCCGCGUGGAAGACGCAGCGCGCCCAGAGCAUCCAGUUCCAGGCCAAGGACGACUCGGUCUCGUUCCACUUCGCCGAGCCGCUCGCCGCGGGCUCCCGCGUGACGCUCAAGCUGCAGUUCCACGGCUUCCUGAACGACCAACUGCUCGGCUUCUACCGCACCGAGUACGACAACCAGGGCGAGCGCCGCGUGCUCGCCGUUACGCAGUUCGAGGCGUGCGACGCGCGCCGCGCCUUCGUCUGCUGGGACGAGCCGGCGCUCAAGGCCAUGUUCGAGAUCUCCAUGGUCACGGACGUGGACCUCGUGGCGCUGUCCAACGCCCAAGUGGUGGAGACGCUCGUGCGGCCGAGGAAGAACGCGCACAUCCGCACCAAGACGCGCGCAGACGUUGGGGGAACCAUGGAGAAGGUCUGGAAGUUUGCCGAGUCCCCCGUCAUGUCCACGUACCUCGUGGCGAUGGUGGUGGGCGAGUUCGACAUGAUCUCGGACCUGACCAAGGAGGGCGUCGUGGUGAACGUGUACACGGCGCCGGGCCAGAGCGCACGCGGACGCUUUGCGCUGGACGUGGCUACGAAGGCGCUGUCGUUCUUUUCCGAGAGCUUUGGCAUCCCGUACCCAUUGAAGAAGCUGGAUAUGGUGUCGAUCCCGGACUUCCUCGGCGCAAUGGAGAACUGGGGACUUGUCACGUACACGGAGACGUUCCUGCUGGUGGACCCAAAGCUCAGCAGUCAUGAAAUCAAGGCUGAUGCGGCGCGCGCCAUUUGCCACGAGCUUUCGCACCAGUGGUUUGGCAACCUCGUGACGAUGGACUGGUGGACGGGGCUCUGGCUCAACGAGGGCUUUGCACAGUUCAUGGAGUUUGAGGCGGCCCACCACAUUUUCCCGGAGUGGAAACUGUGGGAAACGUUCGUACAGGAUAUCAUGCUUGGGUCUGCUUUCGUGAAGGAUGCUAUGGUGUCAUCACACCCGAUCGAAGUGGUGGUGAACCACCCGCAGGAGGCCGACGAGAUCUUCGAUGCAAUUUCGUACCACAAAGGAUCGAGCGUGGUGCGCAUGCUGUCGGAGUAUCUUGGUCGCGAUGUGUUCUUCCGUGGUGUGCACAACUACCUCGUGAAGUUCAGCUACCAGAACACUGUGACCGAGGACUUGUGGGAAGCGCUGGAAAAGGCGUCGGGCCAAAACCUGAAAGACAUGGCGGAUACUUGGACCAAGCAGGUGGGAUUCCCGUUCGUGACUGUCAAGCAGGACGCUGAAGGCAAGUGCGUUCUGGUUCAGGAACGCUUCUUCGCAGACACGAGCCUGAACAGUGGUGACAAUACGCUGUGGGAUUUGCCGCUCACGUUUUGCACGUCAGAAGACCCGAGCUUGGUGAAGCGUCUUGGUAUCUGGGGCGCUAAAACUACAUCGCUGGACAGCUCUACGGCGCCCACGACGCCAUUUGCCGCUGGAGAUGAGAUUAACGAGCACAUUCAGCUGCCAGCAGGCCCCAAGGGCUGGAUCAAGCUCAACCCCAACCAGGCCAGUUUCUAUCUUGUAAACUACUCGCCUGCUCUGUGGAAGCGCCUUGAAAUUCCUGUGAAGGAGCAGCUUUUUGGAGUCCCGGAUCGAGUGAGCCUCCUCAACUCUGUGUUCACCUUCGCCCGUGCUGGUGUGCUGGAACUUCCGGUUGCCCUCGACUUUACGAGUGCUUACGUGGAUGAACACGCUUCGUUGUGCUGGAAGGAGAUCUCGCGCAACAUGGGAUACUAUUCAAACCUGUUCCGUGAAGAGACCUUCUACUCCGAGCUCCAGCGGUACAUUCGCUCGCUGUUCUCCCACGUGAUGAAGCGCCUGGGCUGGGAUGCUGACACUUCCAGGGAAGCUGACGCUGAUGAGGGCGAGUUCCGCAAGACGGUGAUUAACCGCUUGGGUCUCGCCAAUGACAAGGGCGUGAUCAAGGAAGCGAACAAGCGUUUCCACGCGUAUCUCGGCGGCGAUUCCUCUGCGCUGUCGGGUGACUUGCGCGGUGCUGUCUUUGACAUCGAGGUGACGUUUGGCGACGCGGCAAACGCCAAGCUACUGCAGGAAUUGCACAACAAGAGUGACUUCGCCGAGGAGCGCAGAGACUGCCUCGACGCUAUUGGAUCUGUGUCUGGUGCAGCGGCAAAGCUCCAGGUGCUGGAAUGGGCGGUGGAAAACGUUCGCUCGCAAGACAUCCACUACCCGUUCAUUAGCGUGGCCAGCGAUAAGCUUGGUUCGCAGGUCGCGUGGCAGUACGUGCAAGACAAGUGGGACUUCUUGUCCAAGAAGUACUCGGCGAUGACGCUGGGUUCGAUCGUGUGCGGAGUGGUCUCGCGCUUCCAGAGCGAAGCUAUGGCCGUAGAAGUGGAGGCCUUUAUGGUUGACAAGGACACGGCGGGAUACAAGCGCCGCCUCGAUGUGGCUAUGGAGGCAGUGCGUCUUAAGAGCACCGCCUUCUGUCGUGACCGCGAAAGCCUGGCGAAGUGGCUCAAGGAACGGGCUGUAUAA